AACAGGCCGCCUUAAGCUUAGAAAGGGAUGACGGCGCAUCGCAGCUCCUCGCCAAUGUGUCACCACUUGAUAUUCGAGCCCGGGUGAUACCCCUACACUUAACAUCUUCAACCACUCACUCAGCCAUCGUUACCUCCCGUCGCCAUGUCUGUCGAGGUCAUCACCACCAUCUCCCCCACCACCGAGGAACCCAUCCUCACGCGCAACGGCAUCUCCACUGAGGAGCUCGAGCAGAUUCCCGACAUUGCCACCCAGGCGUUCAAGGCAUGGCGCACAACGAAGCUGGCUGACCGCCAGAUCAUAAUCAAGAAGGCCCUCAAGAUCCUCGCCGACAGGCAGGAUGAGCUUGCCAACGAGCUCACCGUCCAGAUGGGACGUCCCAUCGCCUACACGGCCAAGGAGGUAGCCACCGCCGUCAAGCGGUCCGAAUAUCUGCUCAAGAUCAGCGACGACGUGCUCCAGGACACGCCGGGCGAGGAGGAGAAGGGUUUCAAGAGAUUUAUCCGCAAAGUACCUGUUGGCCCAGUGCUUAUCAUCUUUGCGUGGAAUUAUCCGUAUCUGAUCCUCGUCAACGCCCUGAUCCCCGCGCUGCUUGCCGGAAACUCGGUCAUCCUCAAGCCGUCCCCCCAAACCCCGACCGUUGCGGAACAAGUGGGCAGGGCCUUCCAGGAAGCCGGCUUGCCCGAUGGCGUCAUCCAAUAUUUCCACUCAGGAUCGCCCACCAUCAUCGAGUCUAUCGUUCGUAACCCCAAGAUCGCGCUCGUCUGCUUUACUGGGUCGGUCGCCGGUGGUCUUGCUGUCCAGAGCGCCGCCUCGGACAGGGUGGUCAAUGUUUGUCUGGAGCUUGGUGGAAAGGAUCCGGCCUAUGUCCGUGGUGAUGUAGACAUUGCUUGGGCUGCUGAAGAAAUUGUGGACGGAGCCGUCUUCAACUCUGGUCAGAGCUGCUGCUCAAUAGAGCGUGUGUAUGUGGACGAGAAGAUCCACGACCAGUUUGUUGAAGCCAUUCAAAAAGUUCUGAAGGGCUACAAGCUGGGAGACCCCUUGGAUAAGGCCACUCACCUGGGCCCUGUCGUUUCAAAAAGGUCAAAGGAGACCAUCGAGGCCCACAUUCAAGACGCGUUGGACAAGGGCGCCGAGAACCUCACACCCGAUAACGAGACAUUCAAGGACCUUCCUCCCAAGGGCAACUUUGUCGUGCCAACGCUCCUCACCAAGGUCGAUCACACAAUGAAGGUCAUGAAAGAUGAGACUUUCGGGCCCGUGAUCCCCGUUAUGAAGGUAAAGAGCGACGAGGAAGCGGUGGAGCUAAUGAACGACAGCGAGUUUGGUCUCACUGCCAGCAUAUGGACCAAGGACACAGAUAAGGGAUAUGAGCUAUGCGAGCAGGUUGAAGCGGGAACCGUUUUCGUCAACCGUUGUGAUUUCCCAAGCCCUGACCUGGCCUGGACUGGAUGGAAGAACUCCGGGAAGGGUCAAACAUUGAGCAAAUACGGUUUUGAUCAAUUCGUCAAGUUGAAGAGCUAUCAUUUGAAGGACUACCCCAAAUAG
This is a messenger RNA of Podospora pseudocomata, 1548 nucleotides long. RefSeq lists its product as uncharacterized. Gene Ontology annotation, molecular function: oxidoreductase activity, acting on the aldehyde or oxo group of donors, NAD or NADP as acceptor. NCBI's taxonomy places the organism in Eukaryota, Fungi, Ascomycota, Sordariomycetes, Sordariales, Podosporaceae. The transcript is spliced from 4 exons. The coding region runs from base 145 to 1548 and encodes 467 amino acids. The record is from RefSeq and is a predicted model, not a curated record.